UGCCCGCUCAGCACCCGCCAGUCUCUGCCGAUCUGAAACCAUAAGCAGCUGCUGACCCACAUCCACGCUGGGAGCACCGUGGGGCACUACCUGCACCCGCAGGAGACAAGGGGGUCCCCUGCACGGGGCAUCCUCCGGAUCGGCUACAGGCAGCUUUGCUAGGCAGCGCUGGAGCUGGAGGAAAGCAGGCUGAGAGGGGGAUUAGCUCUCCAGUGAGGAAGUAGUUGCCCCAAAGAAAGGAGUUGGGGCACAAGCAACUGCUCGACAAGUGCUGGAUUCCCGCAGGCAUCGCUCCGUGCCUAGCUGACGGCGUGCCCACCAUGGAGCAAGGAGCCAGCGGGACCAUCUAACCAGGCAUCCUCGUCCGGAGCUGGGAAGUGCCAGCUAGAGGGAGAAGGGAGUUCUGCUGACAGGUCUGCUCGGCCCUCGGGGGCUCAGCCCGUGCUUGGGAGGUCACUGCUUCGUUGCGCAGAACGAGAUCAAGAAGAGGGAGCCUGGGAGAGGGGCUUGGAUAAAAAGGCUCAGGGUCACCUUUUGUACAGCUGCACCUAGAUUGUCAGUCAGGGAGAGGAGCAGCGGGCAGCCUGCCUUUCCCCUCCCAGGCUAGACAAUGGGGAGACCUGACCCAGAGGAAGGGCAGCUCCCAGCUCCUGUGAAGCCCCCGGAUGGUGGCUGGGGCUGGAUCGUGCUCCUCGGCUGUUUUGUGAUCACCGGCUUCUCCUAUGCCUUCCCAAAAGCCGUCAGUGUCUACUUCAAGGAGCUUAUGAAAGAUUUCCACGUGGGCUAUAGUGACACAGCCUGGAUCUCCUCCAUCAUGCUGGCCAUGCUCUACGGGACAGGACCAGUAUGCAGCAUCAUGGUGAACCAGUUUGGCUGCCGGCCUGUGAUGCUCAUUGGUGGGCUGCUAGCUUCCUCUGGGAUGAUCCUGGCAUCUUUUACCACCAACAUCAUCGAGCUUUAUCUGACAGCGGGCGUGCUGACAGGUCUGGGUAUGGCGUUGAACUUCCAGCCCUCACUGAUCAUGCUGGGCACCUACUUUGACAAGCGCCGGCCUCUUGCCAAUGGACUGGCUGCUGCUGGGAGCCCUGUCUUCCUUUCCUCCCUCUCUCCACUGGGGCAAGUGCUGCUGGAGAAGUUUGGUUGGCGAGGAGGGUUCCUUAUCAUGGGGGGCCUUCUGCUUAACUGCUGCACUUGUGGGGCAGUCAUGAGACCCCUGGAUAUGGGCAUGAAGCGGAAGAUGGGGAAAGCUCAGGACAAAUACGAAGCCAAGGAGAUGCUUCCCAUAGGAGGGAAAUCAGAGGAGGGAAUCAGCACCACUGAUGGAACCAAGAAAACCAAGAAAGCCAAGAAGAAGCCCAAGAAAGGAAAGAAGCUUCUGGAUUUUAGUAUCUUUUCCAACCGAGGGUUUAUAAUUUACACUAUUUCAAAGUUCAUCCUCGUCUUAGGUCUCUUUGUGCCCCCCAUAUUGCUGGUCAACUACGCCAAGGACACGGGCGUACCAGACACAGAGGCUGCGUUCUUGCUCUCCAUCAUUGGUUUCAUAGACAUCUUCGCCCGCCCGGCCUGCGGCAUGGUGGCAGGGUUGAAGUGGGUCCGCCCGCACGUGGCGUACCUGUUCAGCUUUUCCAUGCUCUUCAAUGGCUUGACAGACAUCUGCAGUGCCAGGGCUAGCAACUACACAGGGCUGGUCAUCUUCUGCGUCUUUUUUGGCAUCUCUUACGGCAUGGUGGGGGCACUGCAGUUCGAGGUGCUGAUGGCCAUCGUGGGCUCCCAGAAGUUCUCCAGCGCCAUCGGGCUGGUCCUACUGAUUGAGGCUUUUGCUGUGCUCAUCGGCCCACCCUCUGCAGGCCGCUUGGUUGACGCUCUCAAGAACUACGAGGUGAUCUUCUACCUGGCGGGCUCAGAGGUGGUGCUCUCCGCUCUCUUCCUGGCCACGGCCACCUACUGCUGCCUGGACCAAGGGAAGAAGAAGGAGCCUCCCCCAGAGAAGAACCCCUCCGCGGGCGGUGGGAGCGACACAGAGGAGGCAGAGUCCGAUGUGCAGGAAGCUGAGGAGCACAGCAGCGACAACCACCAGCCGGGCCACAGCAGCGACAACGCCGCGGUGGCAGCCAGCGAGGAGGCCAACCACGUGGCAGAGGAGCAGAGUGGGGAGGGAGGCGGGUGUCCCGAGGGGGAUGGGGAGGUGUUGGCACGAGAUGGCAGCAAUGCUGACCAGACGGUGGAGAGGGAACGGUUUUAGCCAGGGCAGAAGGACAGGGAUGUCUAAAACUGGCCUUGUUUGCAUGCACCUCAGUGUGGGAGGGUAGGUGGGAUAUGGGGUGGAGAAAGUUGAGACAAAAGCCCGUGUAAGAAAUAAGAGGGAGAGGAAUAAGAAUAGCUGGUCCUUAUGUACAUAUGUCCACAUACCCACCCAGUGAUAUGUCUACUUGCAUCCUGCACCCAUGCUGGUACAACACAGGCUCAGAGCAGCCCAAACACCAAAAAGAAAAAAAAAAAAAAAAACAUAUAAUCUUCUUUCCUCACUUCCCAACCAGCCCUGGAGAAAGUCUUUUGAAGAGGCUGCCAAGGACUCUCCUUUUCCUUCUGCAUUGUCACAAUACAGAACACAAACAAUUAGA
Molecule: messenger RNA, 2621 nt
Organism: Tyto alba (common barn owl)
Lineage: Eukaryota; Metazoa; Chordata; Aves; Strigiformes; Tytonidae
Gene: SLC16A8
Product: solute carrier family 16 member 8
Exons: 7
Coding region: 611-2242 (543 amino acids)
Biological process (GO): monocarboxylic acid transport; transmembrane transport
Cellular component (GO): membrane
Molecular function (GO): monocarboxylic acid transmembrane transporter activity
Source: RefSeq, a predicted model, not a curated record